GCGCGAUGCAAUCGUACUUGCUAGCUGCUUGUCUUUGCUGAUCAGAUGCCCGUUCGAUAUCAAUACGCAGUAGUUUUGAAUCUGCCUACCUACAUAGGUAGUAACACUGAGUAUCCUCGCAAAAGUCCGACCUCUCUCCUCCCCGCUGUCCAAUGUCAUGGAAUCCGGAAUCCCCGAAUCAGGACAGCAUUGAAGCACGGCUUUCCCUUUUGCCGCUUUCCCCUCGGCCACAUCUCUCGUCCCCUGAACCCUUUCUCGUCUCUUCCUUCAAAACCUCUCCCUCGUGCUGAAUGGCUGGCUUGUGCUUGCUUGCUGCUGCUACUGCUACACGCCAGUGUUACCCUGUCCAGCUCCAUCCCCCGCCGCUGCCCUGUUCCCUGUGUCAUGCACUGCAUUUUGUCGUCCUCUGAUCCUCUGUCCCCUGGUCCCCCCGCUCCAUCCCAACCAUCCGUCCAUCUCCUUGCUCGUGUCUUCACCUCAUCUUGGGUCGUGUGACUUUCUCUCCAUGGGGAUCGGGUCUGUUUCGACUGCGCGACCACGCAACCAUGGGG
This is a messenger RNA of Colletotrichum navitas, 551 nucleotides long. RefSeq lists its product as uncharacterized. NCBI's taxonomy places the organism in Eukaryota, Fungi, Ascomycota, Sordariomycetes, Glomerellales, Glomerellaceae. Bases 46 to 495 code for a protein of 149 amino acids. The record is from RefSeq and is a predicted model, not a curated record. The transcript has a single exon.